Armigeres subalbatus is the source of this 1979-nucleotide messenger RNA. RefSeq names its product zinc finger protein 493-like. Gene Ontology annotation, cellular component: chromosome. The record is from RefSeq and is a predicted model, not a curated record. The coding region runs from base 169 to 1608 and encodes 479 amino acids. Lineage: Eukaryota; Metazoa; Arthropoda; Insecta; Diptera; Culicidae. Gene Ontology annotation, biological process: regulation of transcription by RNA polymerase II. The transcript has 4 exons. Gene Ontology annotation, molecular function: chromatin insulator sequence binding.
GAGCUGUCUUACUUCUCCGUGUUUAUUGUUUAUUAUCACAGAUUAUCACGCUCGACGAACUCGUCCACAAAAUUAUCUGAACAAACUGAAUAAAUAACAGAACUUUGUUCGAAAUAAUAUCAAGUUAUUUUAAUUAUUUUGUAAAACAAAUGUUUUGUUGAUUGCAAUAUGAUUUGCACUCUAUGUAAUAAAAGUUCUUCAAAACUUAUAACGCAUCAUCUGUGCCUAUGCUGCUCGGAUCGGCUGGAAUGCGGCCGCGGAGAAUCGAUCUUUUUCGUUCCAGUUGAACACGACGUGCGCAAGGUUGAAUGCGACGUCUGCCAGGAGCCGGUCCUGAAGGAUGAUCUAGAGCGCCACCAAGAAAGGUGUUCGCCGGGGCGGACGAUUUUUCGAUGCACCGUUUGUGAUGCAGAUUACUUGGACAAGGCGAGCCUCUGGAAGCACCUGGAGUCGCACGAGAUCUUAGAUGAGGCAAAAGAGAAAUGCUGUCAAGAAAUGAAUGUGUCGUAUGAUUUACACAAAUGCGUACUGUGCAAUGACCAACGCGGGUAUCAGGAAAGUGUCUACUGGAAUCACGUUCACGAAGACCACGAUGGAUUUUUCCUACAAUGUCCAAAUUGCUGCGAUAAUUUUCGUUCUCGUAAACUUAUGAUGGAUCAUGACAAUGAUUGUAAAGUUAGUUCAAUAUCAGCAGAAGGUUCCAUAUGCGAGGAAAAUUGUGCUGUACUUGCAGAACCUUCUAAAGAACUCGACGAUAAUCUUUUUGAAGAAUCAACAAUUGAAUUCACAGAUUGUGGGAUACCGACAGAAGUGAAAACCGAAAAUGAUGAAAAUCAGUUUGACUUUGUUAACAAACAGAAGAAGUUUGUUCGUAAGCAAUGUUCAAGCUGUGGACAAGAGUUCCGAAAGCACAUUACCUUCACCACCCAUAAAUGCUACAUCGAAUCCAAAGUCAAAGCAUCUAUGGCGACUCCUUCUACUGAAAGCCAAAAAACAGAAGAAACGGUUAACAAACAGAAGAAGUUUGUUCGUAAGCAAUGUUCAAGCUGUGGACAAGAGUUCCGAAAGCACAUAACCUUCACGACCCAUAAAUGCUACAUCGAAUCCAAAGUCAAAGCAGCUAUGGCGACUACUUCUACUGAAACCCAAAACACAGAAGAAACGGCCCCAUCAGCCAAAUUCCAGUGUCCACACUGCCAUCGAUUGCUGAAAAAUCAGGGAAACCUCCGGGUUCACAUUUUCACGCUUCACAGACCGUACAAAUGUAACAUUUGCGGUUUACAGAUGGGCAGUUACAGUCAGGUAAAGUCGCACAAAAACGCGGUUCAUACCAAGCCGGAUCAGAAGUGUCCACACUGCGGGAGAAUGUUCAAAGCGAAAACCUUCCAAAAUCAUUUGAACUCCCAUCAGAAGGCUAGCCACCUGUGCGCCGAUUGCGGGGUGAUGUAUAAAUCGUACCAGAACUUGCAGGUUCAUCGCAAACGAUUCCACACACACGAUAAACCGCCACGCAUGUCGAAAGGAUACAUCAGAAGGAAUCGGGGUAAGAAUGAAAAAGCAAAGGUUUCCGAUAGUACAAAUGGUAAAUCUAAAAAUGGGAAAGCGUAGUUUGGCAGAGGGUUAUCUACUGGGUAAUACCAUACAGAAACAAAGCGCGAUAAAGAAAUCCAUUAUUCAAUGCUUAUGUAUAAGACCAUUUUUGAAGAAUUUCAUUCUCCACCAAGGUUUGUCUUCGGAAACUAGCCCCUUACUGGUGUCAUUAAACGCACCGAACGUAAGUCAUUGCUACUUGUUGAAGCCUUUGUAUUACUGUUAUAUACUGCCGCAUUAUAAAUAUUUGUCCUUAUUGUAUUUUCAUCACUCAAAACUCUCCACAUUAACGAGUUUCUUGGGCGCGAUACAUUUUUUUCACCUGGAUUAAUAAGGUUGUCAUCUGUUUCCGCAUGCUUAUUCCGUUCUCUCCUGUUAAAUUACACAUU